UUUAUAUUUUUGUUUUGCCGUGGAUUUCUAUGGUGGAAAACAAAAGCCUAAGCUGGAAAAGCAAACGCAAAAGUCUCUCUCUCUCCCUCUCUCCCUCUCUCGCAACUGUCCACUUGUGUCUCUGUUCUGCUUCUAUCGCCUUCUCUCAGAGGCCAAUAGCCAGAGAUAGAGUGCAAGCAGGUAGUCAGAGAGGGAGAGGUGGGAGACUAGAGCGCAGCAGAGUGACGGUGCCUGAUUCUGCGCCCUGGUUGGUUCCGUUUUCAUCUAAGGUGGCUUCGUUGCCUCGGCGAUUCUGCUUUCAAACUGGGAAAAAGAUCGAAUCGUCUUUUCUUUUUUUCUUUUUUGGUUUAAUCCCUGCAUUUAUCGUCUCUACAGCUCACUCUGGCAGGCCUUAAAGGAACCUUUCUCUUUAUGUUCUUUCGAUCCUCUAUUGUCUCCUUCCUGUUAGAUCGGUUUGAUUUCAAAUCUAAGAAAAAGAAGAGAAGAGGGGUUUAUCCUGGGAAAAUGCUUUGGGUUAUGCGUUUUUCAGGAUUCUUCUCUGCAGCCAUGAUCAUGAUUAUCCUUUCCCCCUCUCUUCAUUCCUUUCCUCCUGCUGAGGCCAUUCGAUCUUCUCACCUCGACCGCUUGGGAAACCCUACCGCUGCUUUGCCGGACCGAUUCUGCUUUCGACAAGCGACUGUUUUCCGUAAUGCUGAUAAAUGUAGCUUCAGAGAUAACCGAAUCUCAGGGAAAACUGGUGUCUGCAAUCCUUCCUUGGUACAUGUUGCGAUUACACUCGAUGUUGAGUACCUUCGGGGGUCAAUCGCCGCUGUACACUCCAUAUUGCAGCAUUCAUUGUGUCCAGAGAGUGUUUUCUUUCACUUUUUGGUUUCGGAGACCAAUCUGGAAUACCUUGUGAGGUCUACUUUCCCUCAAUUGAAGUUCAAGGUGUAUUACUUCGAUCCAGAGAUUGUGCGAAAUCUGAUCUCCACUUCUGUGAGGCAAGCUCUUGAGCAGCCACUCAAUUACGCGAGGAAUUACUUGGCUGAUCUGCUGGAGCCUUGUGUUCGCAGAGUGAUCUACUUGGAUUCUGAUUUAGUCGUGGUUGAUGAUAUUGUGAAGCUAUGGACUACGAAUUUGGGUUCUAGAACAAUAGGCGCCCCAGAAUAUUGCCACGCAAACUUCACGAAAUAUUUCACGGCGAGCUUCUGGUCGAAUUUGAGGUUUGCCGGUACUUUUAGUGGUCGGAAAUCGUGCUACUUCAAUACUGGAGUAAUGGUGAUAGAUCUGGCUAAGUGGAGGCGGGUCGGUUACACAAAGCGGAUUGAGAGGUGGAUGGAGAUCCAGAAACGUGAUCGGAUAUAUGAGCUGGGAUCACUGCCGCCGUUUCUUUUGGUUUUUUCUGGACACGUGGCGCCGAUUGAGCACCGGUGGAACCAACACGGAUUAGGUGGUGAUAACGUGCGAGGCAGCUGUCGGGACCUGCACCCUGGUCCAGUUAGCCUUCUACAUUGGUCCGGCAGUGGCAAGCCCUGGCUGAGGAUAGACUCGAAGCAACCUUGCCCACUUGAUGCUCUAUGGGCUCCAUACGAUUUGUACGGACACUCACAGUGAGUUGCAGGAGUAGUCGCCGGUAAAUUCCCUCCACUUUUUUGGCACAAUUUAUUUUUUAUUUUUUAUUUUGCUUUUUAAGUUUCUCAUGUGGGCAUUUCUUUCUUUUUCUUCAUUAUUUUGUGUCUUCUCUUAUUAGACCUUACCCAUAUUUCUUUGAUUUUCAUUUUUUUUGGUCAUAAUAUCAAGUCAUUUCUCAGGCGAUUUGUAUUAUAUUCUAUUCUUUUUUUUUUUUUUUGUUAUUUAUGUCUCUGGAAAUAAAGAAGUAUGAAGAUAGAAAAGAAGAAACAAGAAGUUAUUCAAUUU
Molecule: messenger RNA, 1896 nt
Organism: Manihot esculenta (cassava)
Lineage: Eukaryota; Viridiplantae; Streptophyta; Magnoliopsida; Malpighiales; Euphorbiaceae
Product: probable galacturonosyltransferase-like 7
Exons: 1
Coding region: 412-1593 (393 amino acids)
Cellular component (GO): Golgi apparatus
Molecular function (GO): glycosyltransferase activity
Source: RefSeq, a predicted model, not a curated record